Neurospora crassa OR74A is the source of this 3113-nucleotide messenger RNA. RefSeq names its product RING finger protein. The transcript is spliced from 2 exons. Gene Ontology annotation, biological process: positive regulation of proteasomal ubiquitin-dependent protein catabolic process; protein polyubiquitination; ubiquitin-dependent protein catabolic process. Gene Ontology annotation, molecular function: ubiquitin protein ligase activity; zinc ion binding; ubiquitin conjugating enzyme binding. The record is from RefSeq and is a predicted model, not a curated record. Gene Ontology annotation, cellular component: cytoplasm; ubiquitin ligase complex. Bases 495 to 2840 code for a protein of 781 amino acids. Lineage: Eukaryota; Fungi; Ascomycota; Sordariomycetes; Sordariales; Sordariaceae.
CGACCAUCAACCUCAAAAUUGCUCUCGCAUUCGCGGGGCACCGACAGUGGAAAAUAAGAUAUCAACACUACGGAUUCGCCUCCCUUGGCUCCAAAACUCAACUGUACCUACGGAACAUCCACGUGGACACUGGUGUACGAUUAUUGAACAUGAAGGGCUUUCCCAUCUGCUUCUGACAAAUCUACAUUUUCCCUUCUCGUCUCUUUUAGCUCUUUCUCUUGGCAUUCCAUCUCACCAAAAUCCGGACUUGGACUCUCUCACUCCAACUACCUAAAGAGACCUUGAACUCCUACACCCUCAUCCAUAACUCACAGAUCAUCAUUAAGAGCAAACCCUACUGCAUGGCUUUUCAGCUCUAUUCCGCAUACCGAACCUCUCUUUUCUCUCAGAUCUGCUACAAGUCGUCCAGGUAGCAGCACGGGUGGGCCACGUCAACCAACCAAAACACCAAAAGAUAUAUCUCCAAGUCUUGGCACUACAUUGCGUAUCGAUCGAUGGCCUCUUUCAACUACGAUGACUCCGACAGCCCCCGCGAUACUGAGCUCAGCUCCCUUGUAGCGAUUUACCCUGAGAUCCAGCAUCCUCGAUCAGACGACCCUUACGCCAUCGCCAUCGAUAUCCCCGUUAACCCCUCCAAGCCAGUUCUCGUCUACUUUCCCGCUGCUGCGGAUUCAAACCCGGACCCGAGGGCUCAAGGAACCCUUCAGCAGAACGGAGCCAGCCACGUCAAUGGAUCUGCGAGCGGAGGUCCUUUGAAUGGUACGGAUCGUGUUGGGGGAGCAGGCUCGGCCGAAGGCGCCGGCGCUGGAGCUGGGGCUCUUGAUCGUCACGAGGUAGCACACUUGCCUCCUGUUCAUCUGGAAAUCAUCUUCGGGCCCGACUACCCUGCCGAGAAACCGCCGGUCAUUACUAUCUCCGCGGAUCCCCCAUGGCUUUCGAAGGAUACCAUCAAGCGACUCGAGGACGAUGGGCCGCGGCUGUGGGAAGAAAUGGGUCGUGAUAUGGUUGGGUUCACGUACAUUGACCAUAUCCAGCAGGCAGCCGAGAACGUAUUUGAGCUUGUGGACGAAAAGGGAACCCUGGAGGUUGACCCGCAGCAUAGGAUUGCUAUUAUGGAUUAUGAUAUCCGGGCGCGUCGGGCGGCGUUUGAGAAGGAAACGUUCAACUGCAUGGUGUGCUUAGAUCCCAAGAAAGGCUCUGUCUGUCACAAGAUGAUCGAUUGUGGGCAUGUUUUCUGCGUGGAGUGUCUGCAAGACUAUUACAACAACGCCAUCAAAGAAGGCGAUCUCGCCUCUGUCCGCUGUCUAGCCCCCAACUGCACCAAGGAGCGCGAACAAGCAGCUGUCUCGUCUUCAGGGAACAAGAAGCGGAAGAAGCCCAAGACGUACAUCAGCCCGAGCGAACUUCUACAAAUCCCGCUUGACCCCGAGACCGUGAAGCGCUACGUUACUCUCAAGUACAAAACCGAGCUCGAGUCCGACAAAAACACAAUCUACUGCCCGCGCCAAUGGUGUAACGGAGCCGCUCGGUCCAAGAAGCACAAGAAGCCGCAAGGGCUAGAGCUGAACGAACACGAUGAGGACGAGGAAGAAGAGGAGGAAACCAGCGGUGUUUCUAAGCCCUACAACGCGACCGACCUCCUGGCCAUCUGCGAAGACUGCAACUUUGCCUUCUGCUCCCGCUGCCAUCAGUCCUGGCAUGGCGAGUUUGUCCGGUGCCAGGCACCCCGAAAGAAUGAAGAGCUCACAGCCGAGGAAAUCGCUUCACUCGAAUACAUGAAGUUGCACACCACUCCCUGCCCGACAUGUGCGGCACCUGCCCAGAAGACGCACGGCUGCAACCACAUGAUCUGCUACCGGUGCCAGACGCACUUCUGCUACCUCUGCUCAGCAUGGCUAGAUCCAGGUAAUCCCUAUCAACACUUCAACGAGAUGCCCGGCGGCAGGAUUACCGGGUGUUAUCAGCGCUUGUGGGAGUUGGAGCAGGGGGAUGGCGACGAUGUCGGCUUAGGAUUCGAAGGCGGUGCCGGUGCUGCUCCCCCAGGUGCUGGCCGUGCUGGUCCCGCAGCAGCAGCAGCCGCAGCCGACGCACCCGAAGCGCCUCCAGGGUUUGAGGGCCUACCGGAGCAACGGCUUAUGGAGCUGCUGAUGGCAGACAUGGGGGAGAGCGACGAUGAGGAGGACGAUUUCGGGGGCCCGCCUCCCUUUGGUGAUAGAGAGCUUGAUAGGCAACUUGCCCAACGUAUCGAAGCGGAAGCGCAGAACGGUGCAGGAAGAGGUGUCGGUGAAGUCGCGAUUGCGCGCGAAGGACCGCUCGUCCUAAGGAUAGACGGAGGCAGAGGAGGUGGAGGUCGCAAUCAGCCGGCAGCAGGUCGUGGCCGUGGAGGUGGUGCUGCUGGCGGUGCUGCUGCUGCUGCCCCCAAUGGCCCUGCCGCAGGUGGCGGACGUGGAGGACGAGGUCGGGGAGACAAUGCCCGAGGAGGACAAGGGGCAGGGGGGGCAAAUAUUCGGGGACAACAUCAGAAUCGAGGAGGUGCCCCGAACAACCGGCACAAUAACCGUAACAACCAUCCGAACCACAACGGCGUCGGUGCCGGUGCGGCCAGAGGAGGACGAAAUGGUGGUGGUGGUGUAGGAGGUGCGGUCAGGGGUAAUGUGGGAGGUAGGGCGAGGCCCAAUCCUAACGGUCCAAGAAUGGACUUUGAUAAUCCCGAUAAUGUACAGGUCAACGUGCCUGACGGCAUACGACUCGAUCCGCAGCAGGAGGCGUGGAUUAGGCAGUUUGUGCACCUGGCGCUGGAAGAUCAGGAGGACCUGCUUUUCGAUGAUGAUGACUGGUAGGUAGUCAGUCACCGUCAUUCGGCGGCCGAAAGGAAAGAUUUGUACAAGGUUCAUGAUUAGCAUCAACUACAGUUUGUACAGCGGAGUUGAACACAGUUAGUGGUGUUUCGUUGGCUUUCAUUAGCGGCAUAUGGGUACAUCGGAAAAUGAUAGAAUAUGGAUCAGCUACCCACUCUUUGUAUAUAUCCUGAUCCCAACAGGAGUUCUUGAGAAAUCAAAAUGAAAGCGCACAUAUGUAUUAGCAUUACCGAAUUCAUCAUCACCAUCAGAUGU